This is a messenger RNA of Ceratosolen solmsi marchali, 2651 nucleotides long. RefSeq names its product ATP-binding cassette sub-family G member 4. Gene Ontology annotation, cellular component: plasma membrane. Gene Ontology annotation, biological process: transmembrane transport. Gene Ontology annotation, molecular function: ATP binding; ATP hydrolysis activity; ABC-type transporter activity. The coding region runs from base 14 to 1876 and encodes 620 amino acids. NCBI's taxonomy places the organism in Eukaryota, Metazoa, Arthropoda, Insecta, Hymenoptera, Agaonidae. The record is from RefSeq and is a predicted model, not a curated record. The transcript has 10 exons.
CCAUUGAGAAACAAUGGAAAAAGAGUCGGAAGAUAUCGAGGCGACGAUGCCACUGAGAUCCAACGAUCGCAAAGAUACAGGAAUCAUCGUUACCGUCGGCAAUACGCCGCGUCAAGUCGACGUUCAGUUCUCCGAUAUCUGUAUAUCAGUUCCGCAAAAGAAAGGCAAAUGCAAGGAGAUUUUAUGCGGUGUAACGGGAGAGUUCCGUUCGGGCCGGCUCACGGCGAUCCUCGGGCCCUCCGGAGCCGGGAAAACGACGUUACUGGACAUCCUGGCGAGCCGCGGGGCCAGGAGUUCCCGCAAGAAGGUUCAACUUGGUGGUCUACGCCUGAAUGGAGUCAGUUGCUGCGAACGUCCGGAGAUUCUUCGUCGACUGAGCGUCUGCUAUAUCCCCCAAGAGUUUGCACUCAUGCCCUUCCUCACCACCAGAGAGACGAUACACGUCGCGGCGACUCUCAAGCUGCCCGGGAAAUCUUACGACCCAGGCACCAGGAAAUUCGUUAUGAACGACGUAGCGACUAGAUUGGGCCUCCAGGACUGCAUGGACACGCUGACAAGUAACUUGAGCGGAGGUGAGAAGAAGCGACUUUCGAUAGCCGUGGAGAUGAUAACGAGUCCCUCGGUGAUGCUCCUCGACGAGCCGACCAGUGGCCUCGACAGUGCCUCCUCCAAUCAGGUGAUCGGACUCCUGGGCUCGAUGGCGCGCACCGGCUGCACCGUCGUCUGCGCGGUUCACCAGCCAAGUAGCCACAUAACAUGUCGCUUCGACGACAUCCUCGUGUUAAGCCAAGGGAGAAGCCGCUACUGCGGUCCCCGCGACAGUCUCCUCGAUCACUUCAAGAACGCCGGCUACGCAUGUCCGCCUUUCUACAACCUCGCCGAGUUUGUGCUGGAGGUGGUGACAGGUCAGCGAGGUGGCAAUUACGAGCUCCUGUGCAGCAAAGACUCGAUGGACGAGGCCAACGUGAGCGCCAAGUACCUGAGCCGCUCCUCGACCUCCAGCUUCCACGGCGACUCCGGUGCCUCGAAGCGCUACGCCGUCUCCCAUUGGACCCAGCAGAAGAUUCUCCUCCGGCGAGCUUUUCUCUGCAUUUCACGUGACAACACUAUGACCAACUUAAGGCUUUCAGCGCACUUUGUCGUCGCCAUUCUUUUGGGAAUAGUUUUUUACAAGUUUGGUCACGAUGCCAGUACAGUAUACAGCAACGUUGCUUGCCUAUUCUUCUUCGCUGUAUUUCUCUUCUUCGCAAACUCAAUGCCAUCCGUGCAAAUGUUUCCACCAGAAGCGACGGUUUUUCUCCGUGAAAACACAAACAACUGGUACUCCCUCGAGGCCUACUACAUAACGAAAGUCCUUGCCGACCUGCCAAUACAAAUAGCUUGCCCGACGGGAUUCCUGGCGAUCGCCUAUUACAUGACCGGUCAACCCCUCGAGCUCAUGAGAUUUGCUCAAGUUUGGCUGAUCUGCACGCUAUUUACCAUCAUGGCGCAAUCCUUCGGCAUCGUCACCGGAGCCGCAUUCAACACACACAUCGGCAUGUUCUUAGUCCCAGCCUUUAACAUUCCCAUGUUUCUCUUUGCCGGAUUCUUUCUCAAGCUCAAAGAGAUUCCAUUCUUUCUGCAGUUCCUCAGUUUUAUAAGCUAUUUUCGGUAUGCGUUCGAAGGCAUCAUGCAGGCUGUGUACGUAAACCGGGAGAAGAUCCCAUGUCACACGGACUUCUGCCCCCUGCGAUUACCAAGUCGUAUCCUCGAGGAGUUUAACAUGCCCUCGGUGCCCUUUGCUACGACAGUCUUUGCCCUUGUCAGCUGGAUCGUCAUCCUUCACUCGCUCAUUUACGGCGUAUUGCGCUGGAAGCUCUAUGUUUUUCGAACGUAACCGAGGAAAGCGGGGCCUAAUCCUUGGUCUCUCACUUUCAUCCAUGUAAUUUGCAAUUAUUUGCAUAGUUGGAGCCUGUGCUUUUCGAUUGACCAUCACAUUGACGAAAUCGAAGAAAAGAGAGAGGGAGUGGCCCAUUGGGAAAUGGUCGUUGCGCUAGUGAAAAUCGCACUCAAUGGCUAAGAUUUCAGCAUGCGGUUUUGGGAAUGAAAAUUCUGUCUUUGUUUAAUGUACAGGCUCGGCUCUGCUUCAAGAAAUUGACGCUCGACAGACAAUAUAUAUUCGACGCUAAUUAAAUCAAUGUGUAUUGGAAUACUUGGAGUUUGAGAGUUUUAUACAUUUAUUUUAUACGAGAUUAUACUUGUCCUUUGUUAUUGAAAACGCGUGUACUUUAACGAAUAUCGUCCUUUAAAAUAUCAAUGACAUUGGAUGGGAAAAUCGAGCAAUGAUAUAUUCAAUCUAUAGUUAACGAUAAUCAAUAAUUCUCAUUAAUUUUGUAAAAGUUAUUUCUAAUAAAUUUUUAAUUUAUUCCCAUUGUCUUAUUCUAGAACGAAUACUUGAAGAAAGCACUUUUAUUCAGAACUUUCACCACAGUACAUCUUCAUAUUCUCAUAAUUACAUAAUAAUUAAUAAUAUAAAAUUAAGUUCAUCUCUAUCUAACGACAUUUAAACUAACGAAUGAACGAAAAUAAUUAUAUGCCGGAGGUAAAAAUAAACCUCUUAGAUAAUAGUAAUUUUGAUCUGGGCUAUUUAUAAUGUUUAUUAAAAUUUUUGA